UGCUGUUCAAGUGCCGCAGAGUGGCCAGUGUGAAGGCAGUCAGUGUGUGCGAUCUCUACUCCCUCGACUGCAACGACUUUGAAAUGAUCCUCAAGAGAUUCCCCAAGAUGAAACAGACGAUGAAAGAGGUGGCGGAGGAGAGACUGGCACAUCUGAGGGACAUGUACGGUCCCGGCUGGAUGGACAGCGAGGACAGCAACGUGGACUUCAACCGACUCAGCUCCGUCCAACUCGUCAGUUCCCGGCAGUCGCGGACACGAGAGUAUCUGAGAAAGAUGGAGGCGACGCGAUCGGAGCCCUAUCACGCCAGAACUGACGGUGAAGGUGGGGGUACCCGCCGGAGCUUCGGGAGCUAUCGGAGUAGGUCCAGUGUGGGGGGCGUGGCAGGUGGGGGGAGGGGCCUCCGGGAACCGGCCACC
Molecule: messenger RNA, 419 nt
Organism: Geodia barretti
Lineage: Eukaryota; Metazoa; Porifera; Demospongiae; Tetractinellida; Geodiidae
Source: the annotation of a GenBank genome assembly